AUGGAAACUGUAUCUGACACCACUAAAACAGCUGCAAGGACUAGGUUUGAGCUCCGUAGUGCGACGAUUGAAGAUGUUCCACUGAUUCGGACUCUUAUUCGAGAACUUGCCGAAUUCGAAAAACUACUCGAUACAUGCAGUACCACUGAAGAGCUUCUUGCUCAACAUCUCUUUGGAGUGGGAUCUAACCCUGACCAAGUGACUCCCCAACGAGCAGCUCAUGUUUUGAUUGCUAGUGAGAUUGCCACUCAUACUCCUGUUGGUAUGGCACUGUAUUUUUUCAACUUUUCGACAUUCACUGCCAAACCAGGGCUUUAUUUGGAGGAUCUGUAUAUUCGUGAGGCAUAUAGGGGAGCAGGCAUUGGAUCAAUGUUUUUUGAUCGUCUUGCCAGUAUUGCCAAAGAUGCUGGGUGUGCACGGAUGGAGUGGUCAGUGUUGGACUGGAAUGAACGAGCUCGUUCAUUCUACAAGUCCCUAGAUGCCAAGGAAAUGGAGGGCUGGCUUAUUUGUAGACUGGAUGAACAGGCAUUGCAAGCCUUUCCCCGCAACCAAUAAAUGAACUGGAGUACCAAGAGUCCAUAUUUUAUGAUCCGGGGCUGAACAGUCAUUCUAACUGCUCAGUAAUGCUUUGGCUAGCUUUUCUGAUGCAACCCAAUCCAGAUCCAGAUCGAAUGACAUGCAACAAGUAUUCAAUCGUUUUUAUUAGGCUUACGUAAGCAAGAGAAUUGAAGGCAACAAACCUUCACUACAGCAAACUAUAUAUUUAGACAUGUAGAGUAAUAGGUUCUAGGCAAAGCAGAUGCCUGAAACCAUUCGUGUAGUUUAAAUACUAUAUUUAAAACAAGGCGAGACCAGCAACUGCAGCCAUGAUGGAGCCAAAGAUGCUAGAAACAAUACUAGAUGCACUGCUUUUUACGGUACUUCCAGAACCAGAGGCGGUUCCAGACGAUGCACCGCCAGCAGCAGUAGCAGUUGCAGCGGAUGAAGCGGUGGCAGUAGCAGCCACAGUGGAUGGGGCUGAGGCAGUUGUAGCUGCAGCCGUAGCUGUGCUGGUUUCGUUUCCACAGCCUCCCUUGAGAACCAAGUUACUAAUUUCAAAAGUAGCGCCAACAGGACUGAGACUAGUCGGAGUCCAAUCUUUGAGAUGCUUAAAGUCGUAAGGCGCGCCAUUGAUGUUCAUGGCAAAGUCAGAAAGAGGGAGCGACACGUGUUGUUUGGAGCCAUUGGGUUUAAUGUACUUGGUAAGAGGCAUGUAACUAGAGUCGAUUAGGCGGUCAACACAAUUGGCCGACUUUUGAGUAAGAGUAAAAGACAUGUCUGAGCCUGUUGGGGCAACCAAAUCAAAGGUAAUAGCACUGUAGCCAGUCAGGUCAAAACAUGCAAUGGCAUCAAACUUUGCAAACCAGAAAUUGCUAGAGUUGGUCGAGGUCAAAACGGCUGCCUUCUUGGCAGUAUCAACAGACCAUUCAAUGCCGACAGCACCAUAAUCGCCACCAAGCAAAUUGACAGGGCGAACCUCCCCAUCAACCAUGGCAGACUGGGCCUUGACAAAGUCGUCAACCAGAAGAUCUGGUUUACAUACGGCUUGGGAGGAUACAACCGAGAUGGAGGCUAGAAAAAUAGUGGCGGAAAGUGCGAGCAUGGUUGGAUAGAUGCU
Batrachochytrium dendrobatidis JAM81 is the source of this 1657-nucleotide messenger RNA. RefSeq lists its product as uncharacterized. Gene Ontology annotation, biological process: protein acetylation. The record is from RefSeq and is a predicted model, not a curated record. NCBI's taxonomy places the organism in Eukaryota, Fungi, Chytridiomycota, Chytridiomycetes, Rhizophydiales. Bases 1 to 555 code for a protein of 184 amino acids. Gene Ontology annotation, molecular function: N-acetyltransferase activity. The transcript has a single exon.